AUGGCCACGCUCGGGGGAAACGCAAAGAAACACAAGGUCACGGUGGUUGGCUCGGGAAACUGGGGUUCGACCAUUGCCAAGGUGGUCGCGGAAAACACAAGAGAGAAUCCCAACCUUUUUGAGCCCAUUGUCCAGAUGUGGGUCUAUGAAGAAGAAGUAUCGAUUCCAAAAUCCUCGAAGCACUACGACGCCAGCUCGGAACUUUGCAGCAAGCCGCAGCCACUCUCACAAUUGGUGAACCAGUUACAUGAGAAUAUAAAAUACCUGCCGAACAUCGCUCUCCCCGAGAAUGUUGUCGCCAACCCUUCGAUCGAGGACGCAGUGAAGGAUUCCUCCAUCCUGAUCUUUAACCUGCCUCAUCAAUUCAUCCCUAAAAUCUGCCGGUUAUUGGGGGGCAAAAUACUGCCGUUUGCACGGGGGAUCUCAUGUAUCAAGGGCGUCGAAGUAUCCGAAAGUGGAAUUCGCCUUCUCAGCGAUCAAAUUGGAGAGGAAUUGGGCAUAUAUUGCGGAGCAUUAUCUGGAGCCAACAUCGCUACGGAAAUCGCAAUGGAGAAGUACUCUGAGACGACGGUUGCUUACGAUCCUCCAGCCAUGGACUCGCGACAGCCCUCGCCUUCAGGCUCGCCAUCAACUUCGCAAGUGAAUCUGGUGACGACCGAUCUCGGUGAUUUGCAUUCAGCGACCUCGAAGCAAGCUCAGCCGUCCAAAACGAAACUGCAAGCCCUCCCUGCCGACUAUCCCCCUCUCACGCACGAAACGAUGAAGAAACUGUUCCACCGACCGUACUUCCACGUCCGUCUGGUAUCGGACACCGCUGGCGUCAGUCUCGGGGGUGCGCUAAAGAACAUCAUCGCUCUCGCAGCUGGCUUUGUGGAUGGACUAGGUUGGGGCGACAAUGCGAAAGCUGCCGUCAUGCGCGUCGGCAUCCUUGAAAUGGUGAGGUUUGGCCAAGCCUUCUUUUCUACAACCCACCACACUCGGGCAACGACUUUCACCGAAGAAUCAUGCGGGGUUGCCGAUGUGGUGACUAGCUGCAUGGGCGGGCGAAACUUCCGAUGCGCGAAGAUGGCGCUCGAACGGGGAAUGACUGUGGAAGAGAUUGAGGAGAAGGAGUUGAACGGUCAGAAACUCCAGGGGAUCAGUACCGCGAGAGAAGUCAACGCGUUCCUGAAAUCGCAAGGAAUGGAAGCCGAUUUCCCACUCUUCACGGCAGUCUACAAUAUCCUUGAGGGUAAGAUAAAGCCGCAGCAGAUCCCUGAUCUAAUCGAACCGAAAGAUACCUAA
This is a messenger RNA of Eremomyces bilateralis CBS 781.70, 1284 nucleotides long. Its product is annotated as glycerol-3-phosphate dehydrogenase-like protein. The transcript is spliced from 3 exons. Gene Ontology annotation, biological process: glycerol-3-phosphate catabolic process; carbohydrate metabolic process. The record is from RefSeq and is a predicted model, not a curated record. Gene Ontology annotation, cellular component: cytosol; nucleus; glycerol-3-phosphate dehydrogenase (FAD) complex. Gene Ontology annotation, molecular function: NAD binding; glycerol-3-phosphate dehydrogenase [NAD(P)+] activity. The coding region runs from base 1 to 1284 and encodes 427 amino acids. NCBI's taxonomy places the organism in Eukaryota, Fungi, Ascomycota, Dothideomycetes, Eremomycetales, Eremomycetaceae.